This is a messenger RNA of Theileria annulata, 228 nucleotides long. RefSeq lists its product as uncharacterized. The transcript has a single exon. The record is from RefSeq and is a predicted model, not a curated record. Lineage: Eukaryota; Apicomplexa; Aconoidasida; Piroplasmida; Theileriidae. The coding region runs from base 1 to 228 and encodes 75 amino acids.
AUGACAAAGAAUCUCAAAUUUAACUUCCAGGUUAGAACUAUCGAUUUCUGUAAAUUGUAUAAUAUAUUUCUUCAGGGGGUAGAUGGGCUGUUAAUUACUUCUGGAUUCUUUUUUAUCUCACUAACUUUUAUGAUAAUCUCAUGGAUUCUAUAUGGUGAAACCAUAACCGACUUUUAUAAACAGCAUGUAUCACCUGAUUUUUCAGAAAAUCACGUCAAGAGGGAAUAA